CAACGGCAAAAGACCCUUAUUCCGGCUCUGCGUACUCUUUUCCAACCCUACAAGUAAAAGUUGCAAGCGCAAAUCAUAAUACAAUGCCCUCAGAUCUCAAAGACAAAAACGGCGAGCCCAUUCAUGUGGGUGACCACGUAUUUGCUCGCUCCCGCGGUGGAAGACAUGAAGGUGAAGUGGAAAAAAUUGUCACGACCAAGGAGGAGGCAGAGAAGGAAGGGGUGAAGCACCCGCCCAAGGCGCUAUUCACCGACCAGCAUGGUCAUCAUGUAGAGCAUAACCCGGAGGCGUUGCAGCAUGGGGAAUAUGCUCCUGGAAAGUAGUUCUUCAACUUGGAUAAAGUAUAUCGCUGAGGGCACGUCUGUGAUGCACGAGAUAGUAUACGAAUCACGGAUUUGACUGUAGCUAAUAUCAAUUGGUCCGAUGGUGUAGUUGGUUAUCACGUCAGUCUAACACACUGAAGGUCCCCAGAUCGAGCCUGGGUCGGAUCAUAGAAAAUAUCUUUUUUUUUCGU
Messenger RNA from Neurospora tetrasperma FGSC 2508, 514 nucleotides. RefSeq lists its product as uncharacterized. Lineage: Eukaryota; Fungi; Ascomycota; Sordariomycetes; Sordariales; Sordariaceae. Bases 84 to 323 code for a protein of 79 amino acids. The transcript has 2 exons. The record is from RefSeq and is a predicted model, not a curated record.